Molecule: messenger RNA, 539 nt
Organism: Eutrema salsugineum
Lineage: Eukaryota; Viridiplantae; Streptophyta; Magnoliopsida; Brassicales; Brassicaceae
Product: histone H4
Exons: 1
Coding region: 77-388 (103 amino acids)
Biological process (GO): nucleosome assembly
Cellular component (GO): nucleosome
Molecular function (GO): DNA binding; protein heterodimerization activity; structural constituent of chromatin
Source: RefSeq, a predicted model, not a curated record
ACAAAUCGCAGUCUCGUUUACACGUGUGGAAAUCAAUUUCAUUUUUUUCUGAUUCUAAAAUUUUUCAGAGAGAAAAAUGUCUGGGCGAGGAAAGGGAGGAAAGGGAUUGGGAAAGGGAGGAGCAAAGAGGCACAGGAAGGUUCUCAGGGACAAUAUUCAGGGAAUCACGAAGCCGGCGAUUCGUCGUUUAGCGAGAAGAGGUGGUGUGAAGCGUAUUAGCGGAUUGAUCUACGAGGAGACUCGCGGUGUUCUCAAGAUCUUUCUCGAGAACGUGAUUCGCGACGCCGUCACUUACACUGAGCAUGCUCGCCGGAAGACUGUAACGGCGAUGGAUGUUGUCUAUGCGUUGAAGCGACAAGGACGAACGCUCUACGGAUUCGGCGGCUGAGAGGAUGGAAUCGGAUUUUUGUAAAGCACGUCUGUUUUCUUUUAGGUUUUUGUUGAUUCGGGAGUUUAUGAUCUCUGUCAGAUGUUGUUAGGGUUUCGUUUGAAUGUUUGAAUGAUUUUAGUUGAAUGAAAAACGCUUAUUUGAUUCGUCA